AUGAAGUUCGGCAAGAGAUUGAAGCAGCAAAUCGAACAAAGCAUGCCCGAGUGGCGAGACAAAUUUUUGUCGUACAAGGAAUUGAAGAAGCUCGUGAAACUGAUUUCGUCGGCUCCGAAAAUGGUGGUCGGGUCCGAAAGGGAAUCUGAGUUUAUGUGCUUGUUGAAUUGUGAGAUCGACAAGUUUAAUGCCUUCUUUAUGGAACAAGAAGAGGACUUUGUUAUCCGGCAUAAGAAAUUCGAAAGCUCCAGAUCUCUCCUCUUCAGUCGGUGUAGCUGUUUUUUAAGGUCCGCCGCCGGAAUCCGGCGUAUACUUAACUCUUCGGCGGAUAUAUCGGCGAUCCGCGUGAAAAUGAGCAACGGCGACCUCCUCCACAUCGAGCCGCUCGAACUUCAAUUCCCAUUCGAAUUGAAGAAGCAGAUCUCAUGUAACAUGCAGUUGAGCAACAAAUCUGAUAAUUAUGUUGCGUUCAAGGUGAAGACUACAAAUCCAAAGCAGUACUGCGUGAGGCCAAACACGGGAGUAGUGGCUCCCCGCUCCUCCUGUGAUGUUAUAGUAACGAUGCAAGCCCAAAAGGAGGCUCCGGUCGACAUGCAAUGCAGGGACAAAUUCCUUCUGCAGAGUGCAGUCGUGAGCCCUGGAUUGAUGGUGAAGGAUAUUACUGCUGAGAUGUUCAACAGAGAGUCUGGAAACCAAGUUGAUGAAUGCAAGUUGAAAGUUGUGUAUGUACCGCCUGCCCAACCACCAUCGCCUGUCCGUGAAGGGUCGGAAGAGGGUUCCUCCCCAAGGGCCUCUGUAUCGGACAAUGGAAAUGUUAAUCAGACCUCUGAUUUCAAUGCUGUUUCAAAAGGACGUGUUGAGACUCAGGAGAAUACAUCUGAGGUUAAGUCCCUGAUUUCCAGGCUUACUGAGGAGAAGCAUUCUGUAAUUCAGCAAAAUCACAGGCUUCAGAAUGAAUUGGAGCUUUUGAGGCGUCAAAGGAGCAGAAGCCAAGCUGGCAUCCCAUUCACAUACGUUAUCAUUGUUGGCUUGAUAGGCAUCCUAUUGGGGUAUCUAUUGAAAAGAACGUGAUUCAUGUUUUGGAUGUCUCGGUUGGCCGCCUAUUCAGAAAUUUAGCAAUAUUUGAAGAAAAAUUGUCACUGAUUUAGAAGGAGCUGUUGUGUUCAGUUUCAGUUUAGCAAUUAUUUGACUGUAGAAAAUCCAUGCUGGAAAAUGGGUAUGGGCUUGGUGUUUCUUUUUAUUUUUUUUCCCUCAAUUGCUCCAAAAAAAGGUUAUUCAUUGUGUGGCUGAUUGCAUGAACCUCUGGGCUCCAGUUGUGUAAUUUAAGGAUUUCACUUUUACAGAUUUGUGUUAUUUUAUUUUUGCGCUUUUCUCCAUUUUUCCGAAAAUAAACCUUUUCUAUUUAUG
Messenger RNA from Striga asiatica, 1407 nucleotides. The record is from the annotation of a GenBank genome assembly. Lineage: Eukaryota; Viridiplantae; Streptophyta; Magnoliopsida; Lamiales; Orobanchaceae.